AUGGCAACACUUGGACCAAAGCAUUGGACGCAUGAACUGACACUAGUGGAAGGCAGUGUUCUUAUAGCCUUGCCGCUGAUCGCUUUGGUUAUGAGUUACAUAUUGCUACGUAUUAUAUGGAAGGUUCCUGAAUCACCCGAGUUGUCUCAACGCAUAUUCCGCUCAUAUAAUUCACUUUCCCUGGAAGGUCCCUUGCGAUCAAUUCGCGACUCUAAAACCUCGCUCAUUGAGGAGGGAGAAGUUGCUGGUGAUUACGAAAUUCACUGGUAUGACACCUUUGAUUUUGCGUUUGUGACUGGAAUGAUAGUCUUUGCCGGGGCGUUGCUCAUUCUGACUUAUAUUUACGAGUCACAGUGGCUACACGAGACCAAAUUCUGGGUGAUGCAGCUACCGAAGCUUGUGGUGAUGAUGGUUGUGUCACUUGUUGGUGGGAUUAUCUGUCGUUGCUUUUGUGAUGUGGAUGAAAAGGGUUACAUCAUGACGAACAAGUCGUCAAAGUUUAAAGUCAACUACACGCGUAAGCUGCAGCACUUUGCUGCGUACAUGGUGCCACUAGUCAUCAAGUCGGAGUAUUCUGGUUCAAUUGCUCUGGCAUGGGGUGAUUUUUUUACAAUGUUGGGCUUCCUUGUGCUCAUCAAGCCUAUUCUUCUCCAGCUCCAACUAGUCGAUGGGCAGAUCAGUCUUGUUGCAGGUCCUCUGCUUUGCUGA
Molecule: messenger RNA, 708 nt
Organism: Plasmopara halstedii
Lineage: Eukaryota; Oomycota; Peronosporomycetes; Peronosporales; Peronosporaceae
Exons: 2
Coding region: 1-708 (235 amino acids)
Source: RefSeq, a predicted model, not a curated record